GAAACAGAGAAAAAAAGUCUCAAUUUUGUAGAGAUUGAAUCGAAUUCCUACAAAACUAUGCGAUUCGCUUCCUCUCAUCGUCGGAGCUGAAGAUGAACCCCGCUGCUCAGAAGAAAACCCGCGACCGCGACUCCUCGCCGUUGUCCAUUCUCCUCUUCAGUUUGAUCGGCGCCACCGCCACCACCGUCGCGGUUUUUCGGUUGCGCAGGGCUAUUAAUCACUUCUACAAUCAGGUAAGGUCAAACUCAUCUUCAUCAUGGAAUACAACAGGCAGUUCAACCCGUGGAAGCUUCAGGGAGGAAUCUUGGAAUAGAUUUAAUCGGCGGAUGCAAGAUGAAUAUGAGGAGGAAAUGGAGAGAGUGGAGCGAAUAAGGCGUAUGCAAAGUGUUUUCAAUAGAGCGAGGAGCAAGCAGAACAAGGAAUAUGAGAGUUGGAGAGAAAGUGGCCCUGGUCCAUAUCAACAUUUUCAAAGGGAUGACUGGUACUGGAAGUCAGAUCCAUCUUACAAAAAUCACGGAACCAAUUACAGAUCCACCAUGAAAGACACUGGAAACUAUGCAAUGUCACAUCACUAUUCAGUACUUGGUCUUGACAGGGCACGGGUAGAACCAUACUCAGACGCAGAGAUAAAGACGGCUUUCAGGGCAAAAGCAAUGGAGUUCCACCCAGAUCAAAACCAGGGCAAUAAAGAACAAGCUGAGGCGAAGUUCAAAGAAGUUAUGGCGUCAUAUGAAGCGAUAAAGUUGGAACGAAAAAACGGCAGCUGUUGAUUCCAUUCGACUUUGUAGCAAAAGAGGAAUGCAUACGACUACCCGCAUUUUUUUUUUUUUCUUUUUUCUUUUUUUAUCUAGAGCUAAUUGUUCUGCGAUCAUCUCCGGGACAAGUCCUAGAUAGUUUUGAGCUGUUUUCUGAAAUUUUAUUUGAUGGUCAUCGAAGGCUUUAAAGCUCUAUCUGCAGUUUGUAUAUCAUAAUCUUUUGUUUCUUUUAACCAUCCUACUCAUGUAAAAUACAAAGAUAAAUCAUUUUAAGUAAAACCAGAAAUAAAAUAAA
Messenger RNA from Dioscorea cayenensis subsp. rotundata (Guinea yam), 1050 nucleotides. RefSeq lists its product as uncharacterized. NCBI's taxonomy places the organism in Eukaryota, Viridiplantae, Streptophyta, Magnoliopsida, Dioscoreales, Dioscoreaceae. The coding region runs from base 93 to 770 and encodes 225 amino acids. The record is from RefSeq and is a predicted model, not a curated record. The transcript is spliced from 7 exons.